GUUAAGAAGCACCACGGCGGACAAAGCUCAGCUGCAAGAGUCGAUCAAAGCGCAAGACGAAGUUGUCAGGAAACUUAAAGAAGCAAAGGCUAGCAAGGACCAGUGCUAACGUUGCUGACCAGUGUUUUCCUGUCUUCCUGCUCGGUCCAUCCUGCCAUCGGUGGUGUGACCAACAACCUUCUCCACCUUCAAUCUGCUGGGACACCAACAUCCAUCUCGUGGGAUAUCAACUCAAUACCUUUUUAUGAUUUGAAACUUGCCUUGCUGAAUUGGGUCAUUUUGACACUGAACUACUACCUUUGCUGGCAACAUGAACGCAAUUGGGAUGGUUUCUGGGAAACUGUGGACUGGGUUUCUCGGCCCUCGGAUUGGACUCUGUAACUAUGCUCUGCGGGCUUGUCACACAAACACACAGAUUGUAGAGGAAGUGGCGAAGCUGUUGGACCUGAAGACUCAGCUGGGAACCGACGAUGGCAAACAAAUGUUCGCCCUCAAGACCCCAAAGGGGACCAGGGACUAUAACCCAAAGCAAAUGGCCAUCCGAGAAAGCGUGUUUAACACCAUCACCAGCUGCUUCAAACGCCAUGGUGCUGAGACCAUUGACACCCCUGUGUUUGAGUUAAAGGAAACUCUAACAGGAAAAUAUGGUGAAGACUCCAAACUCAUUUAUGAUCUGAAGGACCAGGGAGGAGAGCUGCUGUCUUUGCGCUAUGAUUUAACUGUUCCAUUUGCCCGAUACCUAGCCAUGAAUAAAAUCAGUAACAUUAAGAGAUACCACAUUGCGAAGGUCUACAGAAGGGACAACCCAGCCAUGACAAAAGGGCGUUACAGGGAGUUCUAUCAGUGUGAUUUCGAUAUUGCUGGCCAAUAUGAUCCCAUGAUUCCUGAUGCCGAGUGCAUAAAGGUCGUGCAUGAGAUACUGGCUGAGCUGCAGCUUGGAGAUUUCCGCAUCAAGGUUAAUGACCGGCGGAUUUUGGAUGGCAUGUUUGCUGUUUGUGGUGUCCCAGAUGACAAGUUCCGGGCCAUUUGCUCAACAGUAGACAAACUAGAUAAGGCCUCUUGGGAGGAGGUGAAGAAUGAGAUGGUUGGAGAGAAGGGCUUGGCUCCUGAGGCUGCAGACAGGAUCGGGGAAUACGUCCGAAUGCACGGUGGUUUUGAUCUGGCAGAAAAGCUCCUUCAAGACCCACAGCUGUCCCAAAACGAACACGCACUUGAAGGGCUCACUGACAUGAAGGAUCUCUUCAAAUACCUGGAGCUCUUCAAAAUCACUGAUAAGGUGAUCUUUGACCUGAGCCUGGCCCGUGGCCUUGAUUACUACACUGGGGUGAUCUACGAGGCGGUCCUGAUUCAGCCACAGAAUGUCCACCCCUCGGAGGAGCUGGUCAGCGUGGGCAGCGUGGCCGGAGGGGGCCGCUACGACGGGCUGGUUGGGAUGUUUGACCCCAAAGGCAGGAAGGUGCCCUGUGUGGGAGUCAGCGUUGGGAUCGAGAGGGUCUUCUCAAUCCUGGAACAGAAGGCAGAGGCCUCUGAAGAGAAGAUCCGAACCACAGAAACUCAGGUCCUGGUGGCCUCUGCACAGAAGAACCUGCUGGAAGAGCGAUUAAAACUGACAUCUGAACUGUGGGAUGCUGGGAUAAAAGCUGAGGUUCUGUAUAAGAAGAACCCAAAGCUUCUGAGCCAGUUGCAACACUGUGAAGAGACAGGAAUCCCGCUCGUCGCUAUUAUCGGAGAGCAGGAACUGAAGGAGGGGGUUGUCAAGCUCAGAAACGUAUCCACCAGAGAAGAGGUGGAUGUGUCUCGAGUUACCCUGGUAGAAGAAAUCAAGAAGAGAAGCAUCCAGUCGUAGACCAUCUGAUCUUCACCUAGCCCUGCACCCUCCUUUAUCUGCCGUGUCCAACUGCUUUUACCUUCACUAAUGUCACAGAACUUACUUAAAAAUACAAUCACUGCGCGUCCAAUAUUUAUGGUAUAAGGGGUAGAAAAUCAAGUUCAUUUAAUAAUUUAGGACAUGGUUGGAACAAAAACCUGGACUGGAAGUACUGACUUCUGCAAAUACAGUACUUGUAUGAACCUCUAAAGCAGGGAUCUCCAACCCUGAUCCAGGAGAGCACCAGUUCUGCAGGUUUUCUAGGUAUCUUUACAUCAUCAAUGGCUAAAGAUCUGGAACACCUGUUAAUCUUCACUAAUUAAGCCAAUAAUUGGUGCAAUUAAGUAACAGCUCGGUUGAAAAGAAAACCAAAAGGCGCAGUGACUCUCCAGGAACAGGGUUGGAGACCUGUCAGUCAAACAACUGAUUUAAUUGUGAAUUACAAUAAUUAUAAACAAACAAACUGGCUGGUUGGGGGCUUUUUAGGAGGAGGUCAGUUAACUUUUCUCUUUCCUGAACACAAACAGCAAGGGUGGCCGAAGUUGGGCUUUCCAGUCCUGGUCUUUGUUCCAACUCUGUUAUAAAUGUGUUUAAUUGAACCCAUUAAAUCUCUGUAUUGGGUAUCCAUAUUAUUACAACUUGUUGGAAAACAUGGAUCGAGAAUUAAUUAGCAGUUUGCUACGCAUGUGGACUGGCAGAGCUAUACUGGUGUUCUUUUCUGAAGAGAGACUAAUAUUGCAGAUAGCAGACUGUUUGGUUCAAAUUGCAUGUACUGCUAACAAUUGAUAAGAGACCUUGCGUCUACAAGCUUCUUGUCCAACAUUGACUGCAAGCUAACAAGAUAACAAUGCUGUGGACCAGAAGGGGCCAGGCUCUAAGACUUUUGGAAUACAAAGCAUAAAGGAGCUAAAAGGCUCCCAGGGACUGCCGUUGGACCCAAAGGUUCUCAGGGAGAAUAAGAGAUAAUGCCAAUGGACUCAAAGGGUCUCAGGCAAAACAGAGAGAUAUGAACAAGGAAGAUAACAAAAAACUAGAUGGAUGGACCUUUUGGGGCACCACCAGGGGUCUGAAGAAUGCACUGAGUUCAGAGGUUGUCACACUAGAUUACACACACAGACACACACACACUAAAUUAAAUAUAUGGUAACAGAAUAAUGUGUUGUACCUUUUCUAUUGGUUAAGUGUUAGAGAAAGAGGAGGUGGACCAUCUAUACAGAAGGGUAUUUAAUGUCAUGCAACAAUUGUAAGAACGAGUAUUCUGUUUGUCCUGUACCUGGGACCAGACUCCCUGCAUAUUUCAAUAAACCUAACAACUGAUUGAAGAAAA
Messenger RNA from Acipenser ruthenus (sterlet), 3194 nucleotides. RefSeq names its product histidine--tRNA ligase. Lineage: Eukaryota; Metazoa; Chordata; Actinopteri; Acipenseriformes; Acipenseridae. Gene Ontology annotation, biological process: mitochondrial translation; histidyl-tRNA aminoacylation. The coding region runs from base 311 to 1846 and encodes 511 amino acids. The record is from RefSeq and is a predicted model, not a curated record. Gene Ontology annotation, cellular component: cytoplasm; mitochondrion. The transcript is spliced from 14 exons. Gene Ontology annotation, molecular function: ATP binding; histidine-tRNA ligase activity; identical protein binding.